AUGGCUGCUGCUAUUGCCUCCAUGACUGCCAGGCUAGCGACCAAGUUGUCGCUCAGAGAGGGAGAAGAACCGGUGGACUUGGGGAACCUUAGGGUUCCGGGGAAAGAAUUUCUUGCUCACCAUUUUUACUUGGUGGGGAAACUCAAUACUUGUAGGGCGGUGGUCUUGGAUUCGUUCCGGAGUGCUGUUCGAUCCAUGUGGAGACUGACGGGGACGGUGGAGGUCCAACCCCGGGGCGACCGUUUUCUGUUUACAUUCACCCAUGAAAGUGAUGUUGCGCGGGUGAAGAAGGGAGGCCCGUGGGGCUUUCAAAGGGCUAUAAUUCUGCUGAAUGACUAUGAUGGCUUCUCGGAGAUUGCUGAAGUGAAGCUUGAUUUUGUUUGGAUCUGGGUUGUGCUUCAAGGCAUCCCACCGGGUUUAUUGACUGAACUCACGGUCAGGUUGGUGGGAGGGAUGAUUGGCAAGGUUCUGGAGGUGGAUCGCUUGGCUCUUCGUCGUGGGGAAGCCCGGGUUUGGCUUAUUCUCUCCAUCAAUGACCCGGUGCGCUUGGAUCGUAGGGUUAGGGUUUCUCCCACUGACGUCCUGACAUUGCGCUUCCGGUAUGAGCGGCUUUUGGGGCGGUGCAGGCUGUGCGCUCUUUUGAAUCAUGGCGGGCAGCGGUGUCCUAGGGAGGAGGAGUCGUAA
Rosa rugosa (rugosa rose) is the source of this 684-nucleotide messenger RNA. RefSeq lists its product as uncharacterized. The record is from RefSeq and is a predicted model, not a curated record. The transcript has a single exon. Bases 1 to 684 code for a protein of 227 amino acids. NCBI's taxonomy places the organism in Eukaryota, Viridiplantae, Streptophyta, Magnoliopsida, Rosales, Rosaceae.